Phascolarctos cinereus (koala) is the source of this 2096-nucleotide messenger RNA. RefSeq names its product TATA-box binding protein associated factor 7 (gene TAF7). NCBI's taxonomy places the organism in Eukaryota, Metazoa, Chordata, Mammalia, Diprotodontia, Phascolarctidae. Gene Ontology annotation, biological process: transcription initiation at RNA polymerase II promoter; RNA polymerase II preinitiation complex assembly. The record is from RefSeq and is a predicted model, not a curated record. Gene Ontology annotation, cellular component: transcription factor TFIID complex. Gene Ontology annotation, molecular function: RNA polymerase II general transcription initiation factor activity.
GACGCCGAGCUCAGGGACCCGGAGCGCGCAGUUAGCCUGAAGAAGGGGCUGUGAGUGGGAGGGGCCGGUGUCAAGUGGCACCCUCCCCCCAACUUCCGGUUGCUAAAUCCUCAGAUUACCGGGGCGAAGAGUAGCGCUUGGGUUGCUCGUGUCUCCUGCUCAUUCGAGGUGAAGACACUGAGACUUAGCCAGGUUGUGAUUUGCCAGGGGCCGCUACACAACUGAUUUUGAAUGAUAUAAUCAUUUACUGUGAAGCAAGGCAAGAGGAAAUGACUGUUACGAAACCAAAGAUGAGUAAGAACAAAGAAGAUGCUCCCCAUGAGUUGGAAAGCCAGUUCAUAUUACGUCUACCUCCAGAAUAUGCUUCCACUGUGAGAAGGGCAAUACAGUCUGGAAGUGUCAACCUGAAAGAUAAAUUGACCAUUGAAUUACAUGCAGAUGGACGUCAUGGAAUUGUCCGGGUAGACCGUGCCCCGUUAGCUGCUAAGGUGGUUGAUCUGCCCUGCAUUACUGAAUCCUUGAAAACCAUAGAUAAAAAAACUUUUUACAAGACAGCGGAUAUCUGCCAGAUGCUUGUGUGCAGUGUGGAUGGGGAUCUUUACCCACCUCCGGAAGAACCAGUUGCCACUACUGAUCCAAAAGCAAGUAAGAAGAAAGAUAAGGAUAGGGAGAGGAAAUUCAUCUGGAACCACGGUAUCACUCUGCCACUAAAGAAUGUCAGAAAGAGAAGGUUCCGUAAGACAGCCAAGAAGAAGUACAUUGAAUCACCAGAUGUGGAAAAAGAGGUAAAGAGGCUUCUCAGUACAGAUGCAGAAGCUGUCAGUGCCCGAUGGGAGGUAAUUGCAGAAGAUGAAACAAAGGAAGUGGAUAACCAGGUUUCCUUAGCAGGCCUAGAUAUUGCCUCUCCAGGAAUGAGUGGCCAUAAGCAGGGCCAUGGCUCCUCAGAACAUGAUGAGCUUCGGGAGAUAUUUAAUGACAUUAGCAGCAGUAGUGAAGAGGAAGAUGAGAGAGAUCCUCAUGAUGAUGAAGAUAUAAACAUCAUUGACACUGAGGAAGACCUAGAGAGGCAGCUACAAGACAAGCUUGAUGAAUCUGAUGAACAGCGCCAAGAAAAUGAGGAAACAAAUCAGAUGGUCAUGGCAAUUCAGAAGCAGAUUGAUAUAAUGAAAAGUAAACUCCAAGAGACUCAAGGGAGAGCAAAAAGACAGGAAGACCUUAUCAUCAAAGUAGAAAAUCUGGCGCUCAAGACUCGUCUUCAGGCUGUGCUGGUUGAGCUCAAACAGCAGGAAGAACGAGAGAAACAACAGCUCAGUUCCUUGCAGGAACAGCUGGAAUCACUCCUGGAGAAAUAAGAGGCCCCUGCCUGCGAAUUCACUGUUGUCCUCAUUUUGAUAAAUGGCUCACAUUCCAUACUUUGGGUUGAGGACAAUAUAGAUUGUUAAUAUGGAAAUUAACUGUAUUUACAAUUCACAAUUUUUCUGUUGCCUAGUUUGAAUUCAUCCCAUUUCUCUCUCUGUAACACUGUUUAUUUUGCUAGACCCUUUGUUAGAUGCUUAUACACUAAUAAGUAGAAGGCCAUAGGUGAGAGGUUGUAAGAGUUUUGGGAUUAAUGGACUAAAUAGUUGAGCCUUUAUAAUUCCCGCAUUUAUUCCAGGGCUUUCCUUGCCAUAUGAGAACUUAACUGUUGCUUUGUGGUAAGAACCAACUCAAUUAUAAGGAGAUUUGAGGAUAUGUGCUGUAAAGAUUUUUUUGCAUACAUUUUAGUUUCUCAUCUGUUCUGGUAACCCCUGUCUUGUAGAGGAGUAAUUUUAUAGUAGUAGUAGAUAACUACUACAGCAAAUAAAAGUGACAGCCAUUCGUGUCACUAACAGAAGUAGUUUCCUACUGAGCAUUUGUCUCUCCUUUUUUUUUACUUCAUUAAUAUAGACAUUCAGUGGAUUAAUGAACAGUUGUUUAUGUGAUAUGUUGUAGAAUCUUUUAUGAUAUUGUAAGAAAGUGAUAGACCAUGUUUGGUAACUUUUAAGGCUGCAUUUUGUAUCUCCCUUCAUGGUUGAUAAAAAUGUUAUUCUGUUUUCUGGUGUUUUAUAUGUAUACAU